This is a messenger RNA of Tigriopus californicus, 1884 nucleotides long. RefSeq names its product SET domain-containing protein SmydA-8-like. Lineage: Eukaryota; Metazoa; Arthropoda; Copepoda; Harpacticoida; Harpacticidae. The transcript is spliced from 7 exons. The coding region runs from base 105 to 1670 and encodes 521 amino acids. Gene Ontology annotation, molecular function: protein binding. The record is from RefSeq and is a predicted model, not a curated record.
CUUUGAGGGCAAAUUUAGUCUCAGCGGUAAAAGCACUUCGUUCGUUCUAACAAGGAACCUGUUCCACCAAUUUGUGAGCGUCAACUCCACGGCAAGCCAUCAUCAUGUGUUUGUGUACAUUCUGUGGCGAGAAGUCCCAAAUCACGUGUUCCAGAUGUGAGCAGGCCUUUUGUGGGACCGAGCACCAAAGGCUUCACGAGUUUCAAGACGGAAGCGCUUGUUAUCCGUUUAGAAUCAAGGAAUCCGCCGAGGUGGGCAGAUUUAUUGUGGCAUCAAAGGAUAUACUUCCAGGGGAAGUUAUUUUCGAAGAGGAAGUUGUUGUGGCGGGGCCGAAUCAAGAAACUAUUCCCAUUUGCCUCUUCUGUCACGAAGAAGUGGAUUGCGAGUUCCUUUGCUCGUCUUGCGGUUAUCCCUUUUGCAAUGACCAUUGUUUGACUAACUGCGACCACGAACUAGAAUGUCAGAUUCUGUCUGUGGCCCAUAACAAGGAAAAGAAGAACGUUUUCAGACCAAGUGUGAUCAACCGGGAAUCUUAUCACGUCAUCUUGCCUCUUCGACUACUCUUGAGCCAACAAAAGAAACCCUAUGGCUACAAUAUGGUCAACCGACUGAUGGAUCAUAACCAGGAGAGACAAAAAUUCCCGUACUGGGAAGAAAGUCAAGUGAAAGUGGUGGACUUAAUUCGAAACGCACAUGAUCAGGGGAAUGAAAUUCCCGAGGAAAAGCUUCAUCGCAUCGUUGGCAUUCUCGAAGUGAAUGCCUACGAACUGUACGCAUCAGCCACUGGAGCAGGAUUUCGGGGCAUCUUCUGCGUGGGAUCGCUCCUCUCGCACUCAUGCAUUGCCAACACCACGCAUAUGUGGUCCAAGAGUCCUCCGUUUGUCAACAAAUGCAUUGCUUCAGUCAGCAUCAAACAAGGGACCGAGAUCUGCUCCAAAUAUGUCCAUCCAGCUACCGGCACUUGGAACAGACGUCAAGAGCUCAAAUCAGGAUGGUUCUUUGAAUGUCGAUGCGACAGAUGUGCUGAUCCUACAGAAAGUGGGAGCUCUCUUUCCACGAUCGUUUGCAAGACUUGUCAAAUGGAGGAAAACGAUUCUCAGAUGUCUUGGGCCUUACCCAAAGAUCCCCUGAGUUGGUUCACCAAUUGGAUAUGUCAUACCUGCGGCUGCGAGCAGAACGGGCUCACUGUGCAGGAAAAAAUGCAAUCCUUUCUUGACUCUUUAAAAUACAUCAUUUAUCACCACAGAAACGAUGAGAAUAAAUAUUUGGAUCUGAUUAAAGAGGCCAAAUCUUUCUUUCAUCCUCAUCAUCAGGUGUUUUGCCAGAUCAGCAAAUGGUUUUUACCCGUUUUUUGUCGAAAAUCAGGCAUGUCAACGAAGGAUUUUCCAACGCAAAAGUUGAUCAUCAAACUAGAACUGUGCAGAAAUCAACUUGAUGUUUUCGACAUAGUUUGUCCUGGAUUGACUAAAUAUCGAGCUAAGGUCAUGUUUGAAUAUGUGGAUGUUGCUCUGGCCUUAAGAGAGAAAGGAGAAACGGGACUAAAACUUCCAGAUCCAUUCACCUUACAAUCCAUGGCUGAAGAAUCCUACCAUAUCUUGAGUCUUGAAAACCAUCUUACCCCAUUUGAAGAAUGUAUAUUUUACUCGUUGUGCAUGAUUUUGAAGAACUAGCAUCAAUGAAUGAACAUGGCUUUGCGCGGCCUGAAUCUAUGCCUAAGAAAAUCUUAACAUUGUAAGAUAUUUGAUCCACCAACGUAAGAGAGUAACAGCGCUUGAAUUUUGUUGAUCGUUUACAAAUCGAAAACGACUCUUGCACUCUCUGUGAUACGUGAAGAGCGUUGUCAAAAAAUGAAAGAAUAAAAGAUGCAAUACGACAAGGCUGCGA